GCACGCGUUCUCCUUGUGGGGACUCCAGGACAGAGCUGCUGCGGCCGCCUCCGCUGCCACCACUCUGAGCCGCCAGAGGACUUGGCUUGUGAAUUUAUACGGGCCGGUGGCGUUUGUCUCAACUUCAGGCCCUGUUCUGUAUCCAAGUGUGAUAGGAACCAGAAACCUAGCUGCCUUUGCUCUGGAAUCCAUGUGUUUAUUUGUCACCAUGAAGUUGCUACACCCAGCCUUCCGUAGCUGCUUCCUGCUUACUCUGCUCAGCUUAUGGACAGCUGCUCCCGAGACUCAUGCUGUGUCCACGGAGAUGCCAGCUAUCAGUGCAGACUCGUUCCUGCAGGAUCUCAUGCAUCGCUAUGGGGAGGGUGACAGCCUCACCCUGCAGCAGCUUAAGGCCCUGCUCAACCACCUGGAUGUGGGAGUGGGCUGGGACAAUGUCACCCAGUCCCUACAGGGACAGAGGAACCUGUCCAUGUGCUUCAGUUCUGGAGCCCUCUUUGCUGCCCACAACUUCAGCAACCAGUCACGGAUUGGGAGGAGGGAGUUCCAGGACUUCUGCCCUACCAUCCUCCAGCAGCUGGAUUCCCGGGCCUGCUCCUCCGAGAACCAGGAGAACGAGGAGAACGAGGAGACAGAAGAAGGGAAGCCAAGCACAGUGGAAGUGUGGGGAUACGGUCUCCUCUGUGUGACCAUCAUCUCCCUCUGCUCCCUCAUGGGGGCCAGUGUGGUACCCUUCAUGAAGAAGACCUUUUACAAGAGGCUGCUGCUCUACUUCAUAGCUCUGGCGAUUGGCACCCUCUACUCCAACGCCCUCUUCCAGCUCAUCCCUGAGGCUUUUGGUUUCAACCCUUUGGAGGAUUAUUAUGUCUCCAAGUCUGCAGUGGUGUUUGGGGGUUUCUAUCUUUUCUUUUUCACAGAGAAGAUCUUGAAAAUGCUCCUUAAGCAGAAAGACAAGCAGCAUCAUGGACAUAGCCAUUAUGCCUCUGAGACACUUCCUUCCAAGAAGGACCAGGAGGAGGGGGUGACAGAGAAGCUGCAGAAUGGGGACCUGGACCACAUGAUUCCUCAGCACUGCAGCAGUGAGCUGGAUGGCAAGGUCCCUGUGAUGGACGAGAAGGUCAUUGUGAGCUCACUGUCUGUCCAGGAUCUGCAGGCUUCCCAAAGUGCCUGUUAUUGGCUGAAAGGCAUCCGCUACUCUGAUAUUGGCACUCUGGCCUGGAUGAUCACCCUGAGUGAUGGUCUCCACAAUUUCAUCGACGGCCUGGCCAUUGGAGCCUCCUUCACUGUGUCUGUUUUCCAAGGCAUCAGCACCUCAGUGGCCAUUCUCUGUGAGGAGUUCCCACAUGAGCUGGGAGACUUCGUCAUCCUGCUCAACGCUGGCAUGAGCCUCCAGCAAGCACUCUUCUUCAACUUCCUUUCCGCCUGCUGCUGUUACGUGGGUCUGGCCUUUGGCAUCCUCGCUGGCAGCCACUUCUCUGCCAACUGGAUCUUUGCACUGGCUGGAGGAAUGUUCUUGUAUAUUUCUCUGGCUGAUAUGUUCCCUGAGAUGAAUGAAGUCUCCCUGGAGGAUGAAAGGAAGGGCAGCAUGUUGGUCCCCUUUGUCAUCCAGAACCUGGGCCUCUUGACUGGUUUUGCCAUCAUGCUGCUUCUCACCAUGUACUCGGGACAGAUCCAGAUCGGCUAGGGCCCUGAAGGAAUCAGAGCAAUUGGAAGUCGGGCCCUUGGCUGCCUGAUCCCUGACCCUUGGACUCGGCAUCCACGAAGCUCCUCGGGAGAGGCAGUCGUGUUAAAAGCUGUGACACAGACUGUAUUCCUGCACUUAAAUGUCCAGCUGUUUUUAAAAUGCUCUGUGCUAGUAAUAAGCUGCCUGGUAACAGUCUCCAGGGAGCACCUCUCUCUUUCCUCUCCCGCCUUCUAGAGUGACUCUGGAACCUAAAUGCAGCUUAGAAGACAAGUCUAAUUUUUUUUCUCUGGUUACCCUGGCCCCUUUCUCUUUGAACCAAUGCUGAGAGAUUUUGGAUCCUUUGCCUCACAGUGCAAAAAUAUAGGCAGCACUCAUAGCCUGGUUAGAAAUAUCAGGAAGUGAAUCUAUAGUUUGGGGCCCAAGAAUCUAAAUGUGUAUCCUUGGACGACCUCUUUUUAAGUGGAUUUUUUACAGAAAAGGUAUAGGAGACAAGUUCCUCCUAUCUUUUCUGUCAGUUCAAUUGCCUAUUUUCUCAGAGAACAGAAGAGUCUGGCCGGAUCAUCUUGAGUGUGAGGGAAGGUAGAAGUCAUGGUGUGACCUGUCCUGACAGUUGCUGGUGCCGGCUGGGAUGUUGGGUGUUGAUUUUGUGGCUUCAUCUGGGGGCCAUCCAGGAGAGUUGGUGCUUAGGGCAGUUGCCUGGACCUCCCCUUCUUCCAGAAUAACCCUAACAAUGGAAAGCCGAGAAGGGGGCCCUGCGAACAAUCGACUGGUUUUGCCGUGAUUUCCACCUGCCAUUCCCCACUACCUUCCUCUGAGACUUUUCAGCUGCCUCCCUAGAAGCACAUUUUGAGCACAUUCAUGAUGCUGGUUUUAGAGGGGAGAUUGCACACAUUUUCCUCCCCUGGCCAACACAUCUGCUGAAAAGUGGCAAGUUGACUUGUGGAAUCAGAGUGCAGCUUUUGCUCUUUUGGACAAGGGUACCAGAAGGGGAUCAGUGCAGACACCAUUUAGGAUUUGCUCAUUGCAGGAAUAAUAGAACUCUGAGACCUAAGGUCCAGAACUUGGUUGGGCUCUGCAGAUGUGUGCAGAACAGAGGACCUACUGAAUACACUGUGAAUGGGUUUUAAACAGCACUGUCUAGGUUACCCUUCUUAACCCAAAACAUGAACAGACAAUUCCUGUACUGAUACUGCUCUCUCUUCAGCAAAUGGAUUGAUAGGCUUGUCUGUGAGACUGUAGACCAGCUCAGGCACUGUGGAGCCCUCCUCUCAGAACUCUGGCUUCAAGGGGAGCUAGCUAAUCUCCAGGUUCACUAGGUGAAUUGAUUUAUUAUUAUCAUAUUGAUAAUGUGAGAUUCCUUAGCCACUUUGGGGAGCCAGUCUCUCCAGAAGCCUUUCUCAGUGGUGCCCACAGCUGCAGCCCAGGGAUCGUGUUAGAAACUGAUUGGUGUGCAUGACUGACGAGUGCUGGUUCAUUGCCAACACCUGUGAGUUUUUCUCUUCUUACACAGAAAAACUUUUCACUGUACAGAAAUUAAAAACAGCCUCUAUUUUGUUUUGUUUUGUUUUUUCUUGGGAAACACCCCUCAAACCAGGAAUAUUCUUAAAAAACAUGAGCAGGAAAACUGCUUUGUGAGUUUUUCUCCUUUUCUUGCCUGUUAACUUUGGUAGAUUUGAGAAUGGACUGAGGAAGAAAACAAUUAUCAAGAUUCUAGAUUAAAUAUCAGGACUGUCUCCUGAUAGGAUUAUGGUCCAGUUGUACCAAAGAACCAAUUCCUUGAAUGUUGGAAUCUAACUUUAUAUUGUAUUAUCAUUGUUACUGUUACUGAUUCUUUGUAUUUUCUGUUUUAUUUUUCUCAAGUUGCUUUCAUGAGCUAGCAGAAAAUGACACUCAAACUUCAACACUUUAGAAGAUUUUGUUUUCCUUAACUCACAUUAAUGUAUUAAAUUUAUAAUUGUAGCAUUCCCUAUAGAUCAUUCCUUACAAAUACCAUUAUUCUUGAAGUGAAGUACUAAGUUAGGAUUAGUGGGUUUCUAGUUUUAGAAAAGUUCAAAAAUAUACUCUUCAACAAAUUAGAAAAAAAAUUUGAAGUAGGGUGCUUUCCCUUUCUGUGCACAUAUGUAUUAAGAACCUUCUUUUCAUAGAUAGCUGCUUCAAGGGAAAUUCUCUUCAGACUGUAGUUAGUCCAGGGGCCAGUCCUGGCUGGAGCUUAGGAAGGGAGAAAACACUCAAAUCCUGCAAUUGUUUGUUGCCAUCAGCAACAGACUUGCCUCAUGAGUUGAAGAUGUGGCAAUUUCUUUUGGAAUUUUAAGUGUUGAAUUUGCUGUUUUAAAAGCAUUUGUAUAUAUUAGAAGCCUGAGGGUAGUGAAUUUUGAGGGCUUUUGCACCCCUGGCAUUGAGCAUCUUUGACCUCUUUGUCCCCAGAUGGACCAGCUCCUAUUAACAGGAGCAAGCAAAGUCUAUGUCAUGUGCAGGAGCAGUGAACCGGGAGUAGGUGUUCUGCUGCUUCUCACCCUCACCCUGCCAUGCAGGUUACCUUCUGUCUUUUGCCUCCAAAGGCCUUUGUGUCUAGUGUCAGCUUGGGGCUUUUUUCCUUCAUUAGUCAUUCACCCUGGGUUUUAAAAAAGGAAGCUUUUUUGGUUGGGUAUCCUAAGACCUAUUUUUAGUAAGUCUUCUUCCAAAGAGAUGGUAGUAUGCUGAAAAUCUGCUUAAAAAUGAAAAGCUGUUUGAUUUUUGCGAGAGGUUUUUAUUGUUCAUAUUUCCUUUUACAGUUCUGCAGUUCCAUCACAGUAUUUUUAAAAAUAACUCAGGAGUUAUGA
Messenger RNA from Molossus molossus (Pallas's mastiff bat), 4500 nucleotides. It is a transcript of the gene SLC39A14, whose product is annotated as solute carrier family 39 member 14. Gene Ontology annotation, cellular component: membrane. Lineage: Eukaryota; Metazoa; Chordata; Mammalia; Chiroptera; Molossidae. Gene Ontology annotation, molecular function: zinc ion transmembrane transporter activity. The record is from RefSeq and is a predicted model, not a curated record. Bases 191 to 1681 code for a protein of 496 amino acids. Gene Ontology annotation, biological process: zinc ion import across plasma membrane; intracellular zinc ion homeostasis. The transcript has 10 exons.